Messenger RNA from Carassius carassius (crucian carp), 2250 nucleotides. RefSeq names its product pantothenate kinase 1-like. Bases 249 to 1604 code for a protein of 451 amino acids. The transcript has 8 exons. Gene Ontology annotation, cellular component: nucleus; cytosol. NCBI's taxonomy places the organism in Eukaryota, Metazoa, Chordata, Actinopteri, Cypriniformes, Cyprinidae. Gene Ontology annotation, biological process: coenzyme A biosynthetic process. The record is from RefSeq and is a predicted model, not a curated record. Gene Ontology annotation, molecular function: pantothenate kinase activity; ATP binding.
AUUUUUCUUAAUGACGUUGCAUACCGGCUGUUUGACUCGGAAGCCAUACAAGCGUGUGCAGAAGAAAUGACCGUCAGUGACCUCAAAUAAGAUGUUGAAGACCUAUCUUUUGUCUUCAUCUCUUUAUAACACAUCAGCAUUUAUUUAAAACUGUGACAAAACAAUUGUACAUUUUGAAGCGCCUUCGAAACGUCGAGUCGUUACGCAUCUGUCUGUCUCCCGAACGUGCAAAUUUGCUACGUAAAAUAAUGGAAAAUGCUGAAACAUCCGACCAAAACGGUACGACGCACUACACGAACGGUUUAGUAAACGGAUUUCACACUCAACAGUCCGAUGACGGGGAGUGUAUUUCAUCUAACGGAGGUGGUCUGGGUGCUAGUGACAGUAGCGGUGGCCAUAAUGGUAUUGACAGUUUCCACCAUCUUCAUAAAGAUGUACACAACAAUGGUUCGCCUACGAAGCGCUGCAGACUCCGAAGACGCGUGGAUUCGGGAAAGAAGAACAGACCGCCCUUUCCAUGGUUUGGGUUGGAUAUUGGAGGCACUCUGGUCAAGCUGGUUUACUUUGAGCCCAAGGACAUAACUGCUGAAGAAGAACAAGAGGAAGUGGAGAGUCUGAAGAGCAUCCGCCACUAUCUGACCUCCAACGUGGCCUAUGGAAACACCGGUAUUCGUGACGUUCACCUGGAGUUGAAGAACCUCACCAUGUGUGGCCGGAAAGGCAACCUACACUUCAUUCGGUUCCCCACGCAAGAUAUGCACCGCUUCAUCCAAAUGGGCAGAGAAAAGAACUUCUCCAGUCUACACACCACACUGUGCGCCACGGGUGGGGGAGCAUACAAAUUUGAGGACGACUUCAGAACGGUGGCUGAUUUGGAGCUCCAGAAGCUGGAUGAACUGGACUGUCUUAUUCAUGGUCUGCUGUAUGUUGACUCAGUCGGGUUCAAUGGUCAUCCAGGGUGUUAUUUUUUCCAAAAUCCCUCCCACCCUGAAAACUCUGUCAAGAGGCCAUUUAGCCUGGAGAACCCCUUCCCUAUGUUGCUGGUAAACAUUGGCUCGGGGGUAAGCAUCCUGGCUGUCUACUCCAAGGAUGAUUACAAGCGAGUCACAGGCACCAGUUUAGGAGGUGGUACGUUUCUAGGCCUGUGUUGUUUGCUGACUGGCUGUGACACAUUUGACGAGGCUUUAGAGAUGGCAGCUAAAGGGGACAGCACAAAUGUGGACAAACUAGUGAAGGACAUUUAUGGAGGUGAUUAUGAGCGCUUCGGUCUCCAGGGUUCUGCCGUUGCAUCCAGUUUUGGUCAUAUGAUGGGCAAGGAGAAACGUGAUAGUAUAAGUAAAGAAGACCUGGCCAGGGCCACUCUUGUCACCAUCACCAACAACAUUGGUUCCAUCGCCCGCAUGUGUGCAGUCAACGAGAAUAUCGAUAGAGUGGUUUUUGUUGGGAAUUUCCUUCGGAUCAACACAUUAUCAACUAAGCUGCUAGCCUAUGCCAUGGACUUCUGGUCUAACGGACAACUGAAAGCCCUUUUCUUAGAACAUGAAGGUUAUUUUGGAGCUGUUGGUGCCUUCCUAGAGCUACUAAAGAUGACUGAAGACUCCUGAGACACUGAGGAAAACCCAACCUUCAAACCAGAAGCUGCUCACACCAUUUUCAGUGUGUGAUGAGCUUCUCCUCAUGAUAACUGUUUCUUGUCAGCGUUGCCAUUAACCCAGCACAGAUUUGCCUUUGCCAUGUAUUGAUGAUUUAAGUGGAAGAUGAUUUAGGAUACUAAUGCUUGUAUACUGUCUCUUCUCCCUGUUUGUGAGCUUUAUGAAAACAGUUGUAACAUAUUAAAAGGGUUUGGAGGUGAGUAUUAUGUGUAUUAGUGGAACAGCCUGCUGUAUAAAAACAACCUUCCCCAAUCAUCUCUGAACAAAUCAUGCUUUUAAACCACAAAUCAGAUUUACAUUUACAUAUAGAUAAAAAGUCUGUAAGAACAGUCCAUUUAUGCAGGAGUUUUCUUUCCCAUUUCCAGUCACAUACAAGCAUUUAUAAUAUCUGUAUUACGUUAAAAAUACUAAGUUGUAUUAUUAAUCAUACAGUCAUUUUGGACACUAAAGGGUGAGUUCAAAUUCAUUCAUUUUUUAUAAUAACACAUCAUAUACCAUUUAAAUUUCAGUACUUUUCAGUUAGAUCAGUCUUUUAUUUGAACACAAAAUUACAAAAUUAGCUAAAUGUUGUCAGAUAGACCUGUUUUAUCUACAUUGG